Molecule: messenger RNA, 2549 nt
Organism: Spizellomyces punctatus DAOM BR117
Lineage: Eukaryota; Fungi; Chytridiomycota; Chytridiomycetes; Spizellomycetales; Spizellomycetaceae
Exons: 3
Coding region: 210-2432 (740 amino acids)
Biological process (GO): positive regulation of DNA-templated transcription
Cellular component (GO): SWI/SNF complex
Molecular function (GO): DNA binding; histone binding
Source: RefSeq, a predicted model, not a curated record
AACGUGUUUUGAACUUUGAGAGAUUCGUUGCAACGACACACUUGGCGCAUUUGAUUUCCAACGUCGUUUAUAGACUGCAUUACCUAGAGCCAACCAGACCUCCGUCCAAAGAGCUUUGUCUGUCUCGCACGGAUUCUCACUUUCGCGUAAACGCCCUAUAAUUCAAGGCUGAGCAACACUGUGGUGGGGCUAGAGAUCACUCGCUCAUUAUGGACUCUCAAAAACCCGACAUUAACGGCACCAAUCACCCCGACGAGACUGCCAAUGAAUUAAACUAUGACAAUGAGCAAGGCUCAGAUGCUUCCAUAGCGGGGAACACUGAUAUGGAUGUAGACACUGAUGCGGGUGUUGAAAGAGGAGAUUCUAGACUGGGUGACGACUCUGCUACCGAGCCACGAGAACGAGGCGACGUAAAUCGUACGGAUAAUGACGAUUCCAAUGCGCAAACGGUUGCAAGCGGCGCUGGAGAUGAAGCAGCGCCGAAUGCGGAUGCAGGUGGGAUAGACGGGAGUGGGAUGAAUGUCAGGCUGGCUGAAAUUGACGCGGGGCCGGCAACCGCUAGCAAAAUGCUCGUGCCUCAGUCGCAAGAAAUUAUUAUACCCAGCUACACGGCAUGGUUCAACAUGUCCCGCAUCCAUGACAUAGAAAAACGCUCUCUACCAGAAUUCUUUAACAACAAGAACAAGAGCAAGACUCCCAGCGUUUACAAAGAUUAUCGAGACUUCAUGAUCAACACGUAUCGGUUAAACCCAUCAGAAUAUUUGACAGUGACCGCAUGUAGAAGAAAUCUGGCUGGAGAUGUUUGUGCCAUAAUAAGAGUACAUGCGUUUCUUGAGCAGUGGGGCUUGGUUAAUUACCAGGUGGAUGCGGAUUCGCGGCCAUCUACAGUGGGCCCUGCUUUCACUGGCCAUUUCCGCGUGACAGCUGAUACCCCUCGUGGCCUGCAACCAAUUUAUCCCUCCGUACCCUUGCUGAAGACCGAACCGCGCACGCCUCAACGUCCCGCGGACCGCGAAUUGGUUGAUAAUAGCAUGGGUUCCAAAGCCCCACCUGUGAACCUCCAGUUUUCCAAAAAUAUAUAUGCGGACGCCAUCGCUCAAAGCCCUCGAAAACAUGCCUUAGAAGCGGAGGAUGAAGAAGCUGCUCAAACACCUCCAGCAAAGAAAGUGAAGCAUAACUGCGCAACUUGCGGUGUUGACUGCACCCGUCUUCGAUAUCACAGUACGAAAACACCAACAAUGGAGAUCUGCACAAACUGCUACAUUGAAGGCCGUUUUCCGUCAAAUAUGUAUUCAGGGGAUUUCAUUAAAAUGGAAGAUCGUCCAACCAAGCAAGCUGCUGAGGAUGACUGGACAGAGCAAGAAACAUUGCUGUUAUUGGAAGGCAUCGAGCUUUUCGAUGAAGAUUGGAACAAAGUUGCCGAUCAUGUUGGAACUCGAACGCGCGACCAGUGCAUAUUGAAGUUCCUACAGCUCCCUAUAGAAGAUCCCUACGUUGGGGUAAAAUCAAGCGACCUGGGACCGCUCCAAUUUCAUCGUGUUCCUUUCUCAGCAGCUGACAAUCCUGUUUUGAGUUUGACUGCUUUCCUGGCUUCGGUGGUAGAUCCAAAAGUUGCAGCUGCUGCGUCAAGGGCCGCAGCUGAAGAAUUGGAGAAGGCGACAAGCACAAAGGAAAUCAAGGAAUCUAAGCCAUCCGAGACGCAGACAGAAGGAGAAGACAGAGAAAAUAUCACCAAAGAAACUGCAAGCGCAAACAAACAGGGUACCCCGACGACCCAGGAGAAGGUGGAAGACUCAGAGCUAGCGGAAGAGAAGCCACCUGUCCCUGCAGCAGAAGGAGCAUCGCACGAUGUGAACGCCACUGCUGACGCAAUGAACAUUGAUCAAGUAGAAUCAGAAGCACCGGAGGCUGUUUCAACUCAUCAACCCACUACAGUACAGGACGGCGAGCCAGGUGGGACCCGUCCCGAUGCGCUACUUCAGAAAUCAGCUGCGACCGCGAUCGCGUCCGCCGGAGCCAAAGCACAUGCAUUGGGAGGUCAUGCGACAUCAGAAUUACACGCGCUGACGCUUGCGUUGAUCCAGACACAAAUGCGGAAAUUGGAGGCGAAGAUGCUUCAUUUCGAAGAAAUGGAAGCGGUCCUCGAACACGAGCGAAAAGAGAUUGAAAGAGAGAAACAGCGAUUAUACAUGGAUAGGCUAGCAUUUCGAAGAACGGUGUUGAACUGGGAAGCCAGACACGCGUUCUCAUCAGAGAAGGAGAAUCACCAUACUAAUGAGAACCGAAAUUAUAGUAAUGUGAUGAAAGGCAGUGGUUUCGGUGAACUUGGCAAUGCAGCUGGAGCGAUGAGGGUGGAGUUUGGAGCACAGAGUGGACAAGAAGUAGGUCCACUGUCAAGGGAAGGAGAAGGAUUUUUGAUCUCCAUCGGAUAGCGGCUGAAUAGGGAGUGCAUGUGGUGUAAAAUUGGGCUCGUGUAGUUGAAUGCAUUUGAAGAGAAGUGUAUAAUAGGCGGUAAUAUGAGUUGAAUCGCAAAUUUCCAAUAAUAAGGC